AUGGCAAACAUACAAUCUAAAGAUGACUUGUUGAGAGAAUUGAAUUAUAAGCUUGUAGCUGAGAUUGAUAAACUUAGGAAGGAAAACGCAGAAAUACUUAAACUUAAAAAGAAAUAUACUGAAAUUGAAACCGAGAAUAUAGAACUGAAAGCUAAGAAUAUGAAAGUUAAAGCUGAUAAUGCAGAGGGAAGAGACAAAUUCUCGAGUUUACAGCUUAUCUCUAAUUUGUCUACAGUAAAUUCUUAUAAUACUCCCAUAUCUUUAGAAGAUAAAAUGAUCAAUGACUUACCUUUAGUAGAAUCAGAAAAAGUCGAUGUUGUCCAAUUAUCACAUGAUUUCAAAACUGUGAACGAUCAAGAUGAGUCAAAGACUCGAAGCUCUGCUUCUCCUACUAAGCUAUUGCUUAAUCAGAAAAUUCCUUAUAAUCAAAAAGCAAAAUGA
Molecule: messenger RNA, 441 nt
Organism: Cetraspora pellucida
Lineage: Eukaryota; Fungi; Glomeromycota; Glomeromycetes; Diversisporales; Gigasporaceae
Source: the annotation of a GenBank genome assembly